Molecule: messenger RNA, 459 nt
Organism: Echinostoma caproni
Lineage: Eukaryota; Metazoa; Platyhelminthes; Trematoda; Plagiorchiida; Echinostomatidae
Source: the annotation of a GenBank genome assembly
AUGGAAGGCGAGACCAAUGACAUCUUCCGAGACGAUGGUGUAUUUGACGCACCCAUUACCCCAGAAACAUUCCAACGAUUACGAAACUGCCUCACAGACCGCCCCCAUGAAGCAGAACUGGGCCAUGAAUUCCAAACGCGCAUUCAACUACCCGUGGAACACCUUGCCUCAUUUGUUCAUGCACUUCACCGCCUGUCUCUUGAAGCAUUUCCCGAAGUUGACCGCGUCGACCGCACUGCUAAGGUCCUCACACAAAUCCUUGUGGCUUUGGACACCGCCCGAUGCCUCGAACAAGUUGAAGUUGUGCUCGGACGCGAUGAGUUACCGGAAAUACCAGCACUUGCCCCCGUGAGUGGCCGUCUCCCCCAACGGCCCUUCCGACCUCGGAGUGAUCACAUUCGUCCGUGGUAUCCACCACGCCAGGCGCGCCUCACACUUCGGACGUCGCUCAAAGAUUAA